GAUACACGGAUAAGAUCAGCCUGCUGACUCCGGACUUUGCUCUCCCCUGGCACCAGCCAGCCCCGCACACCUCUUUCUCCACAGAGCCCGUCAUGGGACACCUGGCCGUCCCACUCACUGUGGCUCUGGCCACCCUCCUGGCCACCGGGACCGGGGCACCUGUGCACAGGCAGGGCAACCGGCACAAGCUGCUCCUCGUGUCUUUUGAUGGCUUCCGCUGGAACUACGACCAGGAUGUGGACACCCCCCACCUGGACGCCAUGGCUCGCGACGGGGUGAAAGCUCGGUACAUGACGCCUGCCUUCGUCACCAUGACCAGUCCCUGCCACUUCACCCUCGUCACUGGCAAAUACAUUGAGAACCACGGGGUGGUCCACAACAUGUUCUACAACACCACCACCAAGGUGAAACUUCCCUACCAUGCCACGCUGGGCAUCGAGAGGUGGUGGGACAACGGCAGCGUGCCCAUCUGGGUCACCGCCCAGAGGCAGGGUCUAAAGACCGGCUCCUUCUUCUACCCCGGGGGAAAUGUCACCUACCAAGGGGUGGCCCUGACGCUGAGUCGGAAGGAAGGCAUCCUGCACAACUAUAAAAAUGAAACAGAGUGGAGGGCAAACAUUGACACCGUGAUGCUCUGGUUCACAGAGGAGGACCUGGAUCUGGUAACACUCUACUUUGGGGAGCCGGACUCCACAGGCCACAAGUAUGGCCCCGAGACCCAGGAGAGGAAGGAGAUGGUGCAGCAGGUGGACAGGACUGUGGGCUACCUCCGGGACAGCAUCGAGCGCAACCACCUCUCGAGUGUCCUCAACCUGAUCAUCGCGUCCGACCAUGGCAUGACAACCGUCUAUAGGAAUGCCAGUGACCUGGUCGAGUUCCACAAGUUCCCCAACUUCACCUUCCGGGACAUUGAGUUUGAACUCCUUGACUACGGGCCAAACGGGAUGCUGCUCCCCAAAGCAGGGAUGCUGGACAAGGUGUAUGAUGCCCUCAAGGACGCCCACCCCAAGCUCCAUGUGUACAAGAAGGAGUCAUUCCCCGCAUCCUUCCACUAUGCCAACAACCCCAGGAUCACGCCCCUGCUGAUGUACAGUGACCCUGGCUAUGUCAUCAAUGGGAGAAUUAACGUCCAGUUCAACAAAGGCGAGCAUGGCUUUGACAACAGGGACAUGAACAUGAAGACCAUCUUCCGGGCCAUGGGCCCCAGCUUCAAGUCAGGCCUGGAGGUGGAGCCCUUUGAGAGUGUCCACGUGUAUGAGCUCAUGUGCCAUCUGCUGGGCAUCAAGCCCGAGCCCAACGACGGGCAUCUCAGCACCCUGCUGCCCAUGCUGCACUCAGCAUCCACUGUCCCGCCCAGCGGAGCAUCCACUGUCCUACCCAGCGGAGCAUCCACUCACCUGCCCAGCCACCAGACCCCGUUGGUGACAGGACUGCUGGGGGCUGUGAUUCUUCUGGCCAACAUCACAUAAGACCUCCCCACUCAAGGUCAGAGCUCCAGAAGGCGGAGGAGGGGAAGGGGGUGCCAUGCUCCCUGUUCCUCCACCCUGACACCCCCAUUACAGACCUAGGCAACUACAAUAGGGCUGCCAGUCCCCACCAGGCCAGUGGCUCCAACUGGCCUGGACACCACCAAGAGGUGGGGCGCUCAAGGCAGACCCCCUUCUAGCCUCUCUGCUUUAGGCUUGGAGGGGCCCUUCCAAACCCGACAGCUGAGACACACCUGGACAAUCACACCCUCCC
This is a messenger RNA of Otolemur garnettii (small-eared galago), 1740 nucleotides long. It is a transcript of the gene ENPP7, whose product is annotated as ectonucleotide pyrophosphatase/phosphodiesterase 7. The transcript is spliced from 5 exons. Bases 93 to 1469 code for a protein of 458 amino acids. The record is from RefSeq and is a predicted model, not a curated record. NCBI's taxonomy places the organism in Eukaryota, Metazoa, Chordata, Mammalia, Primates, Galagidae.